Molecule: messenger RNA, 512 nt
Organism: Cetraspora pellucida
Lineage: Eukaryota; Fungi; Glomeromycota; Glomeromycetes; Diversisporales; Gigasporaceae
Source: the annotation of a GenBank genome assembly
CUCAAAACACACCUGAAGAACUUAAAAACAAUGAAAAUGCUAUCAUUAAAACCUUAGUUACCGACUAUACUACUCAAGAACACAACUUUAUAGUAAAUGUUACCUAUCCAUAUAUUAGCUCUCGAUUCAAGCAUUUUAAAAACUCCAUUCGCCCAAAUGAAUCUAUGCUCUUCGUCAUCAGCCAGCUAGAAGUCAUUCAAAAUGAAUUCUACAUAUAUGCAAAAGAUAUCUCAUAUAUUGAUACUCAAGCGCUUACCAGAAAACGAAUUUCAGAUACUAACAACUCUCAAGUUUCAACAACAUCACCUAAUACAGCUCGAUCUAAACUUUUAGCUGCACAUCAAAGUAUCUCUGAAAAUACUGAAAAAAAUCUUGAAAAUUUAACUACAACGAACACAUCAAAUUUAGGUAUCACAGAAUCUCAUCAGUCUGAUUCAUCAUCACUAAAUUUUCAAAGCCCAAAGCGUGCAAAAACUGAAAAAAUAGAUGAAAAUACUGACUACAAUGAAGAU